AGCUCUCAGAGCCUGUGGAACAGGCUGUCUGUGCUCCUGAACCUUCUGCCUUCUGCCGCAGACCUGCAGGAAUCAGGGCUGGCCCUGUGUAACGAGGUCAAGGACAUUCUGAGCAGUGCCGAGCUCCCAGACCCAAAAGCCAACUUGCUGCUCCCGGAAGAUGUGGCCCUGCGAAAUCUUCCCCCUCUAAAAAAUGCACACAAGAGGUUUAACUUUGAACAGGACCGGCCCAUUUUCUCACCGGUUGAGGAGUCUGUCGUUCGGAUUUGCUGCAUUCGGAGCUUCGGCCACUUCAUCACCCGCCUGCAAGGCAGCAUCCUGCAGUUCAACUCGGAGCUCGGCCUCUUCAUCAGCAUCGCGCAGUCGGAGCAGGACAACCUGCUGCACCAGGCGCAAGCCCAGUUCCACAUGGCUGCCGAGGAAGCUCGUCGGAACAGGCUGAUGAGAGAUAUGGCCCAGCUUCGACUGCAGCUGGAGGUUUCACAGCUGGAGGGAAGUCUCCAGCAGCCCAAAGCGCAGUCGGCCAUGUCUCCUUACCUUGUCCCUGACACCCAGGCCCUCUGCCAGCACCUGGCUGUCGUCAAGCAGUUGGCCACCAGCGGGAGGUUCAUCGUCAUCAUCCCUCGAACGGUGAUCGAUGGCUUGGACUUCCUGAAAAAGGAGAACGCAGGUGCUCGGGACAGCAUCCGGUAUCUGGAGGCGGAGUUUAAAAAGGGAAACAGGUACAUCCGUUGCCAGAAAGACGUUGGGAAGAGCUUUGAGAGGCAUAAACUGAAGAGACAAGAUUUAGAUGCCUGGAAUCUCUAUAAGAUACUGGACAGCUGCAAACAGCUCACGGUGUCCCAAGGGAGCGGCGAAGACGACACCACGGGGAUGGUCACCAUCAUCACGGGCUUCCAGCUGGAGGACCCGAGCGUGUUCUCGGCGCCCAUGCAGUCUGCCAUCCAGGCAGCCGCCAACGCCAGCGUAGAAAUAAAAAACGUUCUGGAGUUCUACAAGCAGUGGAAGGAGAUGGGCUGA
This is a messenger RNA of Apaloderma vittatum (bar-tailed trogon), 1020 nucleotides long. Its product is annotated as protein SMG5-like. The record is from RefSeq and is a predicted model, not a curated record. NCBI's taxonomy places the organism in Eukaryota, Metazoa, Chordata, Aves, Trogoniformes, Trogonidae. The annotation marks the transcript as partial. Gene Ontology annotation, biological process: nuclear-transcribed mRNA catabolic process, nonsense-mediated decay. Gene Ontology annotation, molecular function: telomerase RNA binding; protein binding; telomeric repeat DNA binding. Gene Ontology annotation, cellular component: telomerase holoenzyme complex. The transcript is spliced from 9 exons.